UUCUUCAAUCGCCGCGAAGAUUUCACAGCGUUUGGGCGUGUUUUCUCCGUUCCUGCCACUGCAAAUCACCACAUAUGCGGGCCCAAUUAAUUCAUAAAUAAUAUACCGAACGAACAGGAAGAACGCCGUCACGGUUCUGCUUUCAAUUAAGAUUAUUGAUUGAACAACUUUCGCGAUAAAUCAAACUCCACAUCAAAUUCGCAUCUCUCUCUGUACGCGCUUGAGUGGGUGUGUGUGUGUGUGGGCAGCAUUUGUAUUAGUGCGUGAGCAAAUUAUUGUAUAAUCGCCAAAAAAAAAAGAAGAAAAACAAUAAAAGCAAAACGCCAACGCGAAAAGCAAAAGCUAUACAAUUAGAAAAAACAAGCUGAGCUAAAAAAACGAAACUAAAAUUUGUCAGUUGAACUAAGUAAUUGCGAAAAGAUACCAAAAACUGCUGAGUACAAAAAGUAUCUAAAAGAUUCAAGAACUGCCUGUGACCUACCAAAUUAAAUGAUAACCCCAAAGUAACUAAAAGUAUAGCAGCCACAAAGAAAACCAGUUGUUGAGCCACUGCAAACCAGCUGAUCCACCGAAAGACACCACGCAAAAACAAACCAACGAGCUGCUGAAUUCAUCGAUCAUUCAUCAGCAUGCAGGCCAUCAAGUGUGUGGUUGUGGGCGACGGAGCGGUGGGUAAGACCUGCCUGCUCAUCAGCUACACGACCAACGCCUUCCCGGGCGAGUACAUACCCACCGUGUUCGACAACUACUCGGCCAACGUGAUGGUGGAUGCCAAGCCCAUCAAUCUGGGCCUCUGGGAUACCGCUGGUCAGGAGGACUACGAUCGUUUGAGGCCGCUCUCCUAUCCGCAAACGGAUGUGUUUCUCAUCUGCUUCUCGCUGGUGAAUCCGGCAUCGUUUGAGAAUGUGCGUGCCAAGUGGUUUCCGGAGGUGCGUCAUCACUGCCCGAGUGUGCCCAUUAUCCUGGUCGGCACCAAGCUGGAUCUGCGCGACGAUAAGCAGACCAUCGAGAAGCUGAAGGACAAGAAGCUCACGCCGAUCACCUAUCCCCAAGGACUGGCGAUGGCCAAGGAAAUCGCUGCGGUCAAGUAUCUGGAGUGCUCGGCCCUGACCCAAAAGGGUCUGAAGACGGUCUUCGACGAGGCCAUACGAUCCGUGCUGUGUCCUGUCGUCCGCGGUCCCAAGCGGCACAAGUGCGCCCUGCUCUAAGAACUUUGAACCCACCCAAAACAAAAAAAAAAAACACAAAAAAGCGAAGAACUCUAAAAAAAAAAAGAGGAAAAUGAGAAGAGAACAAAGCGCAAAAUUCUGUGCAAAAUAUUCAUAUUCGCUUUGUUGGGUCUAUAGUUACAGCAGAUAGUGUGAGUGUGAUGUGAAUGGUAGUGUGAGUGCGAUGUGAGUGCGUCUCUGGGUUGCGAGUGUGACGGCAUGAGUGUGUGAAUGAGUGUGCGUAUUUUUGUUUUUAUUGUCAGCUUUAUGUGGGGGAGCAGCAGCCACAACAAGAACAACAACAACAGCUAUCAACAGCAAGGGGACUACAAGGGAUGGGCGGGGAGCGUGGUGGGGCAGGGGUCUCUGGGGGGCAGAUCACGGAUAGAAAGAUACACACAUAAGCAUACAAGUAUGAUAGUGUGCGUACACGAUGAAAUAAAUGUUGAUAAACUUAUAAAAUUAUUGAAAGUAAUAUUGCUCAAAUUUUAUUAACUAUUUAAAGGGGUUUUCUUACUGCCACCACAGUUUCUACAUUGCUGCAGAUUACAUGGUUACAUUUUUCUGUUCUUAGUUAUUUUUGCGUAGCAUUUUUAAUGACUAACUUGUUUUAGUAUUUAGAUUAAAGAACAGCUCAUGACUUACAAGAAUUGACAUUUACAAAAUGUUUUCGAUUAAACAAUAUUAAAAGAAUAUUAAAAGUAGGACUUUAGAAGCUUAACUAUACUAAUGUAUGCAGAAAACUGUAGCUGCAGUUUAAAGAAAACUAGUUGAAGUUCAUAAAAUGCCUUAAAAAAGCAAGUGCAUCAGGAUAAACAGCACACAUUAUGACUUUCUUGUGUUUUUUCAAGCAAAAUUCGGUCCGAGAAAGGUAUGACAAAUAAAGUUAAAUGAAUUGUAAAUAAAUCUAGACGGUUUAAAGCCUUUAGCGCCCCAAACACUGUCACUAUAACAAGAACCAGAUAGCUGUUAUCUGGGUGGGCGAGAAAAACCGCAGGAAAGGCCCCGCCUAUGGCCAAUAUCUGAACAAUCGGGAAUCGGGGAAUGUGGGAAUGUGGGAAGCCGACAAAUGAAAACGAAACUUUCAUUUAUACAUACGAGUAUAGUAGAUAUUAGAGUUAUGAAGGAAUGUGUGUGUGUGUCUGAUCAAUGGUCUUCCCGCUCAAUGCAUUUGCAUUUGGCAUUUGACUUGAUUUAAUGUAUACUAAAUGCACAAUUAGCCACUACUUUCAUGUUAAUUUAUAUACUGAUAUUUAUGUUAAAUAAAUGCAUAUACUUUGCCAAUUUGUUUUUAACGAAAGAAAGCGGUAAAUAAAAAAAACCAACACUUUAUUUAUAUUAACACAUAAUUUACCAAUAAAGAGUGUAAUAUUAAUCAAC
Drosophila santomea is the source of this 2588-nucleotide messenger RNA. RefSeq names its product ras-related protein Rac2 (gene Rac2). Bases 630 to 1208 code for a protein of 192 amino acids. The record is from RefSeq and is a predicted model, not a curated record. The transcript has a single exon. Gene Ontology annotation, molecular function: protein kinase binding; GTPase activity; GTP binding. Gene Ontology annotation, cellular component: cell cortex; plasma membrane; cytoplasmic vesicle. Lineage: Eukaryota; Metazoa; Arthropoda; Insecta; Diptera; Drosophilidae. Gene Ontology annotation, biological process: motor neuron axon guidance; small GTPase-mediated signal transduction; regulation of actin cytoskeleton organization.